Molecule: messenger RNA, 2307 nt
Organism: Physcomitrium patens
Lineage: Eukaryota; Viridiplantae; Streptophyta; Bryopsida; Funariales; Funariaceae
Product: protein JINGUBANG
Molecular function (GO): protein binding
Source: RefSeq, a predicted model, not a curated record
AAGAAACAAAACAGGAAAGAAAUUGCACGGAUGAUUAGUACUCCCACAGCCAUCUCCUCUGUCGUAUACAUCUCUGCAUUCGAGUCAUAAUCACGGAAGGCACAGUACUCUUCCCACAUUGAUUUCCAUUCAAUUCACCCAGUUUUCGGUGUUAUGGGUUUUAAUGUAGACGUAGAAGCAAGUUCAAGUUUGAGUGGCUACCAAAGCAGCGGUACCGAGUCGCUGCAAGGAGGAGUGGGAAGUCAGCCCCAUCGUUGUCUUGCAGUGCUUUCUGGCCACGAAGGUCACGUCGUCUCACUUGCUCUCGUAAGCGACCAAACGCUCUACAGUGGGUCUGAUCGGGGCGAUAUUCGAGUAUCUCGAUGGCCACCCACCCAGAUCAUGCAAGACUGCGAUGGCUCCCAAUUCGGCCGAGUGGAGGGAAGCGUAAAGGCCAUGGUGGUCGUGGGGCAUAAAAUCUUCACAGCCCACCAGGAUCAGAAGAUCCGCAUGUGGAAGUGCAGCUCAAAGAGAGGAGCAGCCACGGGCCACAAACUUGUUGCUACUCUACCAACUGUAAAAGAUCAUGUGAUGACUUACAUCAUGCCCAAGAGCCAUGUGCAGGUUCGUAGACACAAGACAGCACUCUGGAUCGACCACCAUGACACGAUAUCAGUGCUGGCUCUAGGGAAGGGUGUCCUCUACUCCGGCUCGUGGGACAAGACCAUCAAAGUGUGGCGUCUCGCCGACUUGAAAUGCGUUGAAUCGAUCAGUGCACACAUCGACGCCAUCAAUGCGCUGGCAGCGGACCAAGCGCGGGGGUUUCUCUACAGCGGCUCCGCAGACGGCACAGUGAAAGUGUGGGAGCGGAGCAAAACGCACCUCAUGGGCAAAACGCAUCUCAUUCGCCAUGCCGCUGUCGCGAUCCUGGAGGCCUCCAAGCACCAAUCCGUAAAUGCGCUCGCUCUCACCCCACAAGGCACCACAUGCUACGCGGGGUCGAGCGACAAGUGCAUUGCGGUGUGGGAAAUGGACGACGAAGGCACUGGGAAGCACAUGAAGAACGUUGCCAUGCUGCGAGGACACCGUCUUGCUGUCCUCUGCUUGGCGACGGUGGCAAAUCUCCUUGUGAGUGGCUCCGCAGACAAGACUAUCCGCGUUUGGAAACGCAACGCGGACGGCCUCAGCCACCAAUGCCUAUCUGUGCUCCACGGUCACACCGGCCCGGUGAAGUGCCUGGCCGCUAUGCUCGACUCUGCAAUGGGCACAGGCCUGAUGGUGUACAGCGGCAGCAUGGAUCGAUCGGUCCGAGUCUGGUGGACAUCAUUGAUAGAUCAAGAUGCCGAGAGCGGUACUUCCCCUUCCUCUCCCGACCUCGGAUUCCACACUCCACGCGACAGCCCAUUCCCCCCAUUAUUCCAAGCCGGUUUGGAAUCAGUCCUUCGGAACAGACUGCAGCAGUGCAAUUGAUACCUCAACCAAAAUAAAACAAUACACCGUUCUCUCCAGCAUCGCCGCUGCGAUGAUGCCCUACCAUGCACGAUUUCCUGUAUAGCUCCGCCAACUUCUCAUACCGCUACAGCGAUGGAGCGUGUGUUCUUCAAGUGUAGCAUUAAACCUCCUCGGCACGAUUUUUAUCAAGAGAACAUACCACACGUAUCUGUCUGAAUUUGGAUAUGUAGAAAGAAUCGUCAUGGCACCUUCUCUUUCACUGAUUCUCCGCUAGUUCAAGUUGAGUGCUGCUGCAGCAGCAUCAGUCCGGCGCUUUUUUCCCUCCGCCACUGCCUGAUGCCAAAGCUGAACUGUAUCUCACAAGAAUCUUGAGUGUGUGAAUCCUGUGUACUAAUACUUCUGCCAAGUUUAAACGAAUGCUGUGGUGUUGUGGAGGAUUUAGUUUUCCUUCCUCCCGCACAUCAGCACUCCUUCCCUGCUUGCCGAUAUUGGUCGCGUGGGUCGACUACGAAACUACAACCAGUUGCAAAACACACAUGAAUUUGGUGUGCGUUUCUCAAAAUGAGGUAUGUAGAGUUACACAGUUGUAAACACCUACAUUCACCAUUUUCUUGAGGAAACUUGAUUAGCAAAUAUUCGAGUUCAGGAACAUUAGCUUCACAUAGAUCCCCUAAAUGAUUAUUUUUGCAUCAACCUAGUUGCUGGUUGCAGUAAAACUCACGAUAUUCAUGAUAAAUAGAUAAGAGGUAGCUGUUUCUCACGCUUGUCGAUGGUGUGAAUGCACCAUGAAUUGCAUCAGCCAAUGCACAAUAUUGAGUUGCUUCCUGCCAGGAAUGAAGCAUUCGAGAGUGGAUUCACCACACAAUCGUUCCUCUU